Messenger RNA from Ctenocephalides felis (cat flea), 2652 nucleotides. RefSeq names its product zinc finger protein 84-like. NCBI's taxonomy places the organism in Eukaryota, Metazoa, Arthropoda, Insecta, Siphonaptera, Pulicidae. Gene Ontology annotation, biological process: regulation of transcription by RNA polymerase II. Gene Ontology annotation, molecular function: chromatin insulator sequence binding. The record is from RefSeq and is a predicted model, not a curated record. The transcript is spliced from 13 exons. Gene Ontology annotation, cellular component: chromosome. Bases 1 to 2652 code for a protein of 883 amino acids.
AUGUCUUUCAUAUUUCUUACAACUAUAAUAAGCAAAUUAACAACUAUACGUGAACUAGUAUUUUACUCGGAUGAAGAUUACUUCAUUAUUGAUACAAGAUUGGUGUCUGUGGAUAAUUUUGCCAAGUAUCAAGAAGAACAAGGUGUAUACAAAUGCUCGAAUUGUCCCAGGCAGUAUAAGUAUAAAUACACCCUGAAAAGACACAUUCGAUACGAGUGUGGCAAGCAAAGGAUGUUUCCUUGUAAUCAGUUUCAUCCAGAAAUGCAGAAGUUGCCAACGCUAGGAUUGUCCGAAACUACAUCCUUCGGGUCAUUACCCGAGAAAUUUCUCCAAUCAACUCUAAUAAGACACAACCCACUUCAAAAUCAACAGCAGCAAUCUCCUUUAUUUUAUUGUGAAAGAUGUCCAUCUUCUUUUACCAGAAAAUGGAAUUUGAAACAACAUAUACAAUUCGAAUGUGGGAAUAAAGCACCUCAGUUCCAAUGCGAUUUGUGUAGUUUUCGGACAAAAUAUAAAAGAAAUGUUAAAUCGCAUUUUAUGACAGUUCACUUGGCACAACCAUCGAUCGAUUUGAAAGCUAUCAAUAAUGAUGUUACCCUGUUUUGGAUAUCAGAAAUGGGCAUCGGCCAACAAUCGGAGAACCAGGUGAUGUACGGUUGUUCCAGGUGUGGACAUGCUUACAAACAAAAAUAUAACAGAGAUCGACAUGAAAAAUACGAAUGUGUCGGGAUCCAACCUCAGUUUAAAUGUGACCAAUGCUCUUCUGGCUACUUCAAAGGUAUGUUUCCAUUUGAACCUCGCCGAGCCCGACCAACAAAUUCUUCACAAUCUGGAGAAAGGCAUUGCUGUUUUAUGUGUGGAAAAAAUUAUUUUGCUGAGAUUGGAUCAAAUGUAGCACCUGGAAGAGAAUUUUGUUGUCAACGCUGCGGAAAUUCAUAUGUUAAUAAGACAUCUUUGCUUAGGCAUUUGAAAUAUGAAUGUGGAAUUCAGAGGAUGUUCAAAUGUUCAUAUUGUAAUACUGCAACUUUUAGGCAUAAACAUCAUCUAAAAACUCACAUGGAACGUAAACAUCCUGGUCAAGAUGUCUUCCCGAAAACUGAAGUUGACGAUUUAUCCGACGAAAAUCCCGACGACGAUGAAGAAAAGCCAUGCGACUUGCGAGUUUUUCUAUCAAGUGCCCAAUCUCAAGGGCAAUCAUCAGGUGCGUUCCGUUCACCUUCUUCCGGUGCCGGACUUUUGUCCCAACCUUCGACCUCCCAGCAGACGGUCGUUGUUCCGGGAGGUGCAUUUACCUGCCGCCGUUGCGUUCAUCCAGAAAUGCAGAAGUUGCCAACGCUAGGAUUGUCCGAAACUACAUCCUUCGGGUCAUUACCCGAGAAAUUUCUCCAAUCAACUCUAAUAAGACACAACCCACUUCAAAAUCAACAGCAGCAAUCUCCUUUAUUUUAUUGUGAAAGAUGUCCAUCUUCUUUUACCAGAAAAUGGAAUUUGAAACAACAUAUACAAUUCGAAUGUGGGAAUAAAGCACCUCAGUUCCAAUGCGAUUUGUGUAGUUUUCGGACAAAAUAUAAAAGAAAUGUUAAAUCGCAUUUUAUGACAGUUCACUUGGCACAACCAUCGAUCGAUUUGAAAGCUAUCAAUAAUGAUGUUACCCUGUUUUGGAUAUCAGAAAUGGGCAUCGGCCAACAAUCGGAGAACCAGGUGAUGUACGGUUGUUCCAGGUGUGGACAUGCUUACAAACAAAAAUAUAACAGAGAUCGACAUGAAAAAUACGAAUGUGUCGGGAUCCAACCUCAGUUUAAAUGUGACCAAUGCUCUUCUGGCUACUUCAAAGGUAUGUUUCCAUUUGAACCUCGCCGAGCCCGACCAACAAAUUCUUCACAAUCUGGAGAAAGGCAUUGCUGUUUUAUGUGUGGAAAAAAUUAUUUUGCUGGGAUUGGAUCAAAUGUAGCACCUGGAAGAGAAUUUUGUUGUCAACGCUGCGGAAAUUCAUACGUUAAUAAGACAUCUUUGCUUAGGCAUUUGAAAUAUGAAUGUGGAAUUCAGAGAAUGUUCAAAUGUUCAUAUUGCAAUACUGCAACUUUUAGGCAUAAACAUCAUCUAAAAACUCACAUGGAACGUAAACAUCCUGGUCAAGCUGUCUUCCCGAAAACUGAAGUUGACGAUUUUUCCGACGAAAAUCCUGACGACGAUGAUGAAAAACCAUGCGACUUGCGAGUUUUUCUAUCAAGUGCCCAAUCUCAAGGGCAAUCAUCAGGUGCGUUCCGUUCACCUUCUUCCGGUGCCGGACUUUUGUCCCAACCUUCGACCUCCCAGCAGACGGUCGUUGUUCCGGGAGGUGCAUUUACCUGCCGCCGUUGCGACUUCAAAAAUAUAUGGUCUUUGGCAACAGGCGGUGAUCUUCUGAAGCAGACCACAUCAUCCGACUUCGCCUGUCCUAUGCCUGGUUGCAGUCGCAGGUACCUCAACAAGCACUCACUCCGAAGACACAUGAAAUACGAGUGUGCUGAUAGGAAGCAGCACGUUUGUCCAUUAUGUCAAAGAAGAUUUUCACAUGGGUUUGUAGCCGUUAGACAUCUGGUUCUAGUCCAUAAGUUUGAUAAGCAAAAUGCCUCUAUGAUGAUGAUGCCUAGGGCUCCUGAAUUGUAUUGA